Messenger RNA from Caenorhabditis angaria, 1142 nucleotides. Lineage: Eukaryota; Metazoa; Nematoda; Chromadorea; Rhabditida; Rhabditidae. The record is from the annotation of a GenBank genome assembly.
AUGAUAGAAAAUAGCGGCGAAGAAAAUCAAUUUUUGAAUAGAGAGGUUAGUUUUUCCUGUACUUCAUUUUCAGUCAAUCAAAUUAUUUUUCCAGAAUGUUCCUCCUCCCACAAUUUCCAUAUAUUGGAACAAUUUCUUGAAUUACCUUGCCAAAAAUAGAUGGUGGAAAACAGCAUUCGAAGUUAUAUACCGUUUGCUCGUGACUUUUUUGAUAGCAACAUUUUUCUAUUAUUUGAAUCAAUUCAAUACAAUUCGUAAAUUCGACGAAAUCCCGUGUCAGAGAAAAUUUGCAAUUAAAUUUAAACCCGAUAAUUUCAUCACCAUCCCUGAAUAUCAAGAUGAGUUGGAAAAAUUUCGCGGGGCACUGAUUUUGCUGCAAAUUGCUCCACUUAUCAAUCGAUAUCCCACCAUCAAUAAAUCAGCCGAAUUUUGCAAAUUGUUCUCGCACUUAUGCACAAAAUUUGAAGAUUAUGGGGUACCUGCUAAAACAGACCAUCUGAAAAUCGAUCUACCGAAUUCGUAUCAUCCAAAAUAUUUGAACUUUUUGGAAGUUUGUGAUCCAGUCAGGACGAUUGUUGUUAAUACAACCGGGAAGGUUAGUAGAGGAAUUUUUGGGCCUCAAAAAUAUUUUUUUUCAGAGUUACAAAUAUUUCGACUCAAUAAACAUUACCCGAUAUCUGCGACCUACUUUGAAACAAGAACAAAAUAUCGAUUUGCAAUUUGAUCCGAAUGAUUCGACAAAAUCGAUUACUUGUGUUCAUAUUGAAGGCUCUUCUACACUCGGAGCGAAUUCAGCAACUAUCAGCAAAAUUCUUGCUUCCAAAAUUCUUCCCGAAGAUCCCGACAUCAUCUAUUUCUUAUCAACUAAUGGAUUGUGGAGAUAUCUUCGCGAUAAUUUGCAUGAGAAUUGGCCUCAUCAACAAUAUCGAGAUAUUCAAAUAUCCGAUCAACUUGAGACAAUCUUCUUUGCGAAAAAAUUUUGCGAUCAAGUUUUCCUAACUUCGCCGAAAUCUGAAGUUGGUUGGUGGAUUGGAUACGUUUCAAGAAACGUUCACUAUCUGAGCAAGUUCAACAAUUCGACGCAUAUUAUUGAUGGUCUCACUGAAGCUGAUGUUUAUCCGGAAAAUUGGAUCAAACUUUGA